UUGACAAUUAAAAGUCCUCUUUCUGGCAAUUCCAAUACCGUUGUUUCAACCUUAAGUAUAGCACAGAAGGACCCUGUAAAAGUUGCUGAAAAACAUAAGGAAGAAAAAUCUGAUGUCUUUGCAUCGCCCUCAAUAAAUACAAGAAAGUCUCGACGUCUCCAAGAAAAAGAUAUACAAAGAAGUUCAGUUGAUGACAUCAUUGAUGAUGUCGUAAAAGGCACGGCCAAUCAAUUUAAAACUAACAACAAAGAAUCAAAUAAAAAGAAAUCUACAAGACAGAGUGGAAAUAAAACGGGCGAUAAAGCGCUUUCAAGUGACACACGGAAAUCUCCCAGAGGAGUUAAAAGAACAAGGGAUAGAAGUUUGUCAGACGCUUCUACCGAAAGCUGUGAAGACAACACUAAAACAGAGGAAAUCAUCAAAGAGCCCAAGAUACCGAAAUUAGAACCCACGAUUCCAGCCACCAAAUGUACUCCCGAACCUGUCGUUAAGCCCCUUAUAGUUACCAGCCAGAGUGCCACCGCCUGUCCACCUAAUAACAACCCGAUACCUAUAAUGAAACCACCCAAGAAGAUGAUAUCUGAAAUAAGCGCAAAGCUCGCCAGCGCCUUCGAGGCGGCUGCUAACGCGACCAACCGUAUUCAAGAACGUUCCAUCUUGCCGUCGGAGCCGGAGCGUCUCCCGCCACCGGCUGAGGGCGCCAUAGGUGAUGGCGACGCGGGCUACGGGCGACGACUCGUGGACAAUGUACCCUCUAACAUGAUGCCCGUGGGAGCCACAGAGGCGACGGAUGCGAGGGUUCAGUCCCCCGCACUGCCGCACAGACCACCUUCCUCACAUCACCUGCCCGAUCGAGCUACACCCAUCCUUGUCAGGGGUGGCGAUGGAGAAGGAGGACCGAUCGCUGCCAUGGGACCGUUGGGUGCGAUGGGCGCCAUGGGUGGAGCUAUGGGGGGAAUGGACGCGGGCGCGGCGCUGUACCGGGGCGCGUACCCGGGCCCGGCCAGCCUGCCGCGGGGAGCACACCACCCGCCACUCGCCAAACAGGUCGCCGUCAUCGGACAAAACCAUCACCCAGGAUCACGCGUUACUAUCACAAGUGUACCCGCUGGCAGUCCACAAGGACCGAUGGCAAUUGGCGAAGGUGUAUACCCGCAUUUCUCACAUCAUCAUUAUCAAAUGUAUCAGCAACAUUUCCGUGCGACCCAACAAGAAAACAGGGACACGCCAACAUCCUUUACUAGAGGCGCAUUGGACGCCGAGGGCUCGGAAGCUCCGACGCCUCCCCUGGAGCUGCGUCGUCCUCCAUCAGCCCGUGUUCCUCGUCCCGCGCACUCGCCCUCGCCGCACGACCGACAUAUCAUGUACGCAGUGCGGUGCGGUCGUUCCCCUCCCCCCGCUCACGGCACGUCCCGGCCGUCGUCCGCGCUGCCCCCGCCCGCCGCGCCCGGCCCGCCGCACGCCUCUCAGGUCCCGCGGGAGGCGGACUCCCUACAGAUGCUUUUACGGCGCUACCCGGUCAUGUGGCAAGGUUUGCUGGCUCUCAAGAACGACUCGGCGGCCGUGCAGAUGCAUUUCGUGGGCGGCAACCCCGGCGUGGCGGCCGAUGCGCUGUCGCGACACUCUGACGGCACGGCCGCUUCUUUAUUGCGCAUCGCACAGCGCAUGAGGCUGGAACCAGCUCAGCUGGAUCAAGUGCAUCGCAAGAUGAAGCUCGAAAAUGAACACUGCAUGCUGCUAGCGCUCCCCUGUGGUCGCGACCACAUGGACGUGCUUCAGCAGUCCACCAACCUAACGGCCGGAUUCAUCACCUACUUGCAGCGCAAGCAGGCUGCCGGCAUCGUUAAUGUAGCGCCCACACCAGGCCACCAUCAGUCUAUGUACACGGUGCACAUCUUCCCGUCGUGCGAGUUCGCCAACGAGAACCUGACGCGCAUCGCGCCCGACCUGAUGCACCGCGUGUCCAACAUAGCUCACCUGCUGAUCGUCAUCGCCACGGCCAUCGGAUGA
Molecule: messenger RNA, 2010 nt
Organism: Danaus chrysippus (African queen)
Lineage: Eukaryota; Metazoa; Arthropoda; Insecta; Lepidoptera; Nymphalidae
Source: the annotation of a GenBank genome assembly